Molecule: messenger RNA, 5277 nt
Organism: Gallus gallus (chicken)
Lineage: Eukaryota; Metazoa; Chordata; Aves; Galliformes; Phasianidae
Gene: GALNT11
Product: polypeptide N-acetylgalactosaminyltransferase 11
Exons: 12
Coding region: 2851-4677 (608 amino acids)
Biological process (GO): regulation of Notch signaling pathway
Cellular component (GO): Golgi apparatus
Molecular function (GO): Notch binding
Source: RefSeq, a predicted model, not a curated record
GGGGUUACUUGGAGCCGGCGCUGCCGCCGCUGAGGGCGCGGGGUGGGCUGAGGGGCCAUGCCGCCGCCGCGGUGAGUGCGGGGGGUGGCGGUCCUGAGCCGCGUGGGACGGGGGCGGCGGGGCGACCCGGGCGGGGAGAGGGCGGUGAGCUGAACUCGACCGGCGGGGACGGAGCUCGGGGCUGGGGGCUGCGCGGCGCCGGAUGGAAGGCGGUGUAGUUUUGUUGUUGUUCCUGUGCCUUUGGGUGCAUACGUUGUACCAUCGAGGCUCCCUUUCCCUCCGUGCAAAUGCUCGCUGUGUUACGUGGCUGGGCUCCAGCCCUUCUAGUGAGUUCCCGCGGCGUUCUCCUUCCUUUUUGCGUGUUGAGCUUAUAAAGGAGGCUGCGGCUGGAGGGAGUGACAGCAAACGACCCGCUUUGGGAGGCAGUAGAAGCCUCCGUCCGUUGGUUGUGCGAGGACGGGGCUCGGCAGCUCGGGCUGUGCUGGAUCCUGGCCCUGCGGCGCGCUGCCCUCAGGAGCCGAGCGCGGGCUGCUGCCUCCGCCUGCACAGGUGUGCUGAGCCCGGCUGUGAGAGGCCCGGCACCACCCCAGGUGUAAAGCAGCCCCUGCUCUUCUGGAGGCAAAAAAAAAAAAAAAAAAAAAAAAGAGAUCUCGUGACCUGGCUUUGAUGCUGCCCUGUCGAUAAUCUGUGCUUUAUCCGUGUUCGGAGAGUUGCUUUCUGCUUGAAGGCUGGGUGAAAUCUCCUAAUUCCAGUACAGCAAUUACGCAGGAUCAUCAGCACUGCACUAAUAUGCUUGUUUGCUCUGGAACAUGCGUUUCAGCUAAGGUCAAAUCCCUCCUCUCCUUGCUUAGAAAGAGCAGUCUGUAGGUAACGUGAGAUAUUUUGGGUACUUUCUGAUCCAGCAUCUGUGGGUUUUUUUUGUUUUUUUUUUUUUCUUUUAUGGCUCUCAUCUGAAUAGUAACCUGCUCCCAGGCAUCUCUGGUUAGAGUAAGCCAAUCUUUGUGCUUAGGAAAGGAUAGUAGCAAUCCCCCCUGCUGUGUCUCUGCUAUCUGUGUUACCUGCAGCUGUGAGGCAGUCCAGCUGGGAUCCCUAGACCUGGCUUUAGAGCAGCACAAAGGACCAGGUGUUUCCAGAUAAGAGGCUUUUGAUUAGCACGCGAUUGGCCUCCCCUGGUAAGACUGUCUCUGCAGCACUGCAUGCCUCCUGCAUAAGCUUUGACUCAUCCCUGGGUAAGAUAAGCUCCUGUGGAGUUUUAGGAGCUCUUCUGCAGCAGGGAGGGAAAGUAAUAGUGCUGCAGCUCUAGUGAGCCCUCAUCUCUUAGCCUCGUGGGGGAAGCCAGCAGGCUGCCUGACCUGUUGUCAGUUAGGCAAUGCUCAGGGCAGAUCCCAGUCCUUCUGCUUUCUAAUCACUUUGUUUUGAAGGACUCAAAUCAAUACUGGGUUAUGCAAGGAAAGGAGUUCCUGGUAGGUUACUGUGCGUCGUGAGACAGAAUGAGUGGAUGUCAUCAUCCUUCUCCUAGUGAUGUAAAAUAAUAGUAGGUAUGAUGUGUGUUUCAAGCUUUCUGGGAGGAUGGAAGCCCCCAGACUGCCAUGACAAGGGAAAUAAAGGCAAAUGAUGAGUAUGUAGAAAGCAGUAACUAGUGAAAUAACGGUUUUGAUGGCAGACAGAGUGUGUGUAGAGCAGGGCAAGCUGUGCAUCAAAUGCAUGGGAAGACUAGGAGUAUAUGAGCAGAUGUUUAAAAUGAGGAAUUUGGAUCUUCAAGCAAGAGAAUAGCACAUAGCAGUGGCAAAAAGAACAGAGGGAGGAUCAGUCUUACUGAAGUUACCUUCAGGUUGUGUGAAGGAUUGCAACCUAAGCAGCUGUCAGGCUGUUUGGCAGCUGUGUGUUGAUUACAGAAGCAGGAAAGUAAGGGGAGCCUUCCAACUGAAGGAACAAGGUCAAAUGUGGGGGUUGGACCAGGUGACCUCCUGAGGUCGUUCCAACCUCAACUGUUCUGUAAAACUUUGAAGAGUAGGAAAAGGUCAUAAUUCUUUUCUGUGGCAGUUCAGCUUAUAGGCUUCCUAAGCUGUUCCAUCUCUCUGGCCAGGCAGCACUGGUAUCACUCAAGUAAUGCUUUAUUUUGGGGAGAUGCUGCUCUGUUUCUCUCUGUUAAAGAGCAAAAAUAUGCUCAUAUGCUUCAAGUACGAAAAUUCCUGUGUUUUUGUUUCCUCAAAAAAGCGUUACAAAGGUAAAGUCUGUUUCAAUCCUUGUUAAAACAAGAAAUGCAAAUACUCUCCUGAUUCUUAUAUAAUGCUCCAAAACAUAUGGUGGCUUAUGGAGAUAAAUGCAUCUGCUGUUGCAGCUACUGUGUUAAUGUAUGCUAUCAGUGCAAAGUCUUUGGCUGUUAAUCUGGUGCUUAGCAGCAUGAGAAAAUGCAUUUGUUUGGCUUAUUUUGUGUAAAAGUUAAUGGUGUCUUUCAGCUGUGCUCCAGCAUGUUUCUCGUGUGAGUUAGUAUUGUCUAAUAAUUAGUGUAGAUACUUUGAACGCUGUGAAAACUGCGACAAAGCAGGGAAAUUAGGAAGCUGCUGAUACUCAGCCCUUUCUUGUGCAGUCUAGGGAUAUUCUGCAAUCAGAUAGUUUGCAUGUUUGAAGCUGGAAUACAGUGCUUGGGGGUGAAUCAACUUUUCCACUGUUAAUACAAGCUAGAAAUCUCUAAUCCAGGCAGCUUCAAAUUUCAUACUGAAGGCUGUGUGUGUGAGCAAGGAAUAGGUGUGCAGGCUCUACGUGUCGCUUGCAGGUUGGUACUUGGAUGCCUCUACCUGGCAUAGGGCAGGUAAUUGAGAAUGGGUCCUCAACGAUGCUGAAUGUACAAUGGGAAGUGUCACGCUUCGCUAUUUCUGUUAUGGGUGCCUUUUCACAUCGGUGACCUGGACGCUUCUGCUCUUUGUUUAUUUCAACUUCAGUGAAGAGAACCAAUCCUUCAAGAAUGUGCCCAUCAAGGGGCUAGAACCUCAGAAGCCAUUUCCAAAAAAAUUCUACCCCCGUUUCACUCGGGGACCAGUUAAUAUACCUGAAUUGCAACAGAAAGAAAGUAAGUUUAGAAAUCCUAUUGGAAAUCAUGUCCAGGACCCAGUAAAGGGGGAGAGAGACUUCUCUCCUGAAAUGGGAAUGAUUUUUAAUGAAGAAGAUCAGGAGGUACGAGACUUGGGCUAUCAGAAGCAUGCUUUCAAUAUGCUCAUCAGUAACCGGCUGGGAUACCACAGGGAGGUACCUGAUACAAGAGAUGCAAAGUGUAGAGAGAAAUCCUACCCUUCUGAUCUGCCAUUUGCCAGUGUUAUCAUUUGUUUCUACAACGAAGCACUUUCUGCCCUGCUUCGCACGGUGCACAGUGUCCUGGAUCGCACUCCUGCUCACCUUCUUCAUGAAAUUAUUUUGGUGGAUGACAACAGUGAACUGGAUGACUUGAAGAAAGACUUGGUUGAGUAUGUUAAAACUCGGCUUCCCAAAACAACAAAACUAGUAAGAAAUGAGAAACGAGAAGGCUUGAUUCGAGGAAGGAUGAUUGGAGCCUCUCAUGCUACAGGAAAAGUGCUGGUAUUCCUGGACAGUCACUGUGAGGUGAAUGAGAUGUGGCUGCAACCUCUGCUGACUCCAAUCAAAGAAGACCGCAGGACUGUGGUGUGCCCUGUGAUUGACAUCAUCAGCGCUGACACACUUACCUACAGCUCUUCCCCAGUUGUGCGUGGAGGGUUUAAUUGGGGCCUGCACUUUAAGUGGGAUCUUGUUCCUCUGUCAGAGCUUGAAGGACCUGAGGGAGCCACUGCUCCAAUCAAAUCACCCACUAUGGCUGGAGGCCUGUUUGCCAUGGACCGUGAGUACUUUAAUGAGCUUGGACAGUAUGACAGUGGCAUGGACAUCUGGGGAGGAGAAAAUCUGGAAAUAUCUUUUCGGAUUUGGAUGUGUGGAGGUCGGCUUCUGAUCAUUCCCUGCUCCAGAGUGGGACACAUUUUCCGUAAAAGACGUCCCUAUGGCUCUCCAGGGGGACAGGACACUAUGGCUCAUAAUUCAUUGAGGCUGGCACACGUGUGGAUGGAUGAAUAUAAGGAGCAGUAUUUUGCUUUGAGACCUGAGCUAAGGACAAGGAACUAUGGAAAUAUAACUGAUCGUGUAGAACUGAGAAAAAGAUUGAACUGCAAGUCAUUCAAGUGGUAUUUAGAUAACAUCUAUCCUGAGAUGCAAGUAUCCGGGCCCAAUGCCAAAGCUCCGCAGCCAGUUUUUAUUAAUAGAGCACAAAAACGACCAAAAAUAAUCCAGCGUGGAAGGCUGUAUCACCUUCAAACCAACAAAUGCCUGGUUGCACAGGGCCACCCAAGUCAGAAAGGAGGCCUGGUAGUGGUUCGGGAGUGUGACUACAAUGAUCAAAACCAGGUGUGGAUUUACAAUGAAGAUCAUGAGCUGAUUUUAAAUAACCUCCUGUGUUUGGAUGUGUCAGAAACUCGCUCGUCCGACCCUCCUCGCCUUAUGAAGUGCCACGGCUCCGGUGGAUCGCAGCAGUGGACCUUUGGGAAAAACAACCGCCUCUACCAGGUCUCGGUAGGGCAGUGCAUGAAGGUGGUGGACCCGCUCAGCCACAAAGGCUACGUGGCCAUGGCCAUCUGCGAUGGCUCCCUUCCUCAGCAGUGGCAUUUCGAGAGCUGAGGCAGUGAGCCAAGAGGAGCAAAGCCGGGCCUGGCUUCCCCUGCAGCCACCGUCAGUCACCGCAGAGCGCUGUGCUGGGAGCCCAUGGCUGCUACAGACACCACCAGCACAGGGAGGACCCUUCGGAUGCUCUGCAGUGAGGAGCUCGGGGAGCCCAUGGGCUGCGCCGGAUGCAGCAGUAAUGGCAGCAGUUUCCUGGGUUAGCCUGGAUUAUUGGACUGGUUUUCAGUAAGAGAAAUUAUUAGAGCAAUGUAAUUUAAAUGGUGAGAUUUUUAGCUUUGUGGGUCUCUUAAAUGACAGAAAGGCGUUCAUCUUUGAGUAUUCCACGUGCAGCAUCUCGGUAAUUUGUGUUUUUAGUAUGGUUUUACUGGACAAAUUAUUUUACUUUACCUGGAAAGUAUUUUUAAUUCCCUUUAUCUUCUGGAAAUUGUCAUUUGUAAUAUUUAAGUUCUUUUAAUUUACAAUUUUAGAACGUUUCACAUAGCUGAAAUCCUUAGCUGCCAUUGUCACCUCCUAUUUAAAACAAAGUAACUAUUACAAAGUCUAUUUUGAUGACUCAUGACCUAGCUGCAUAUUAAAUAAAGUAUCUGUUUUUUAUGA